GUUACAAAUUUUCGGUCAGCGGUACUCCUAACAAGAGGCGCCAUAUUUGAAAACAACACAAAGAAAAGCUUAAAUAAUGUAGACGUUUUUUACUCCUUUUCCGAUAAUAGAUUGCGAGGAGCAUGUCUAUGCCUGCUAUCCAUAGCUGCUUACAGUUUUCUGUAGAGAAUGAGAGGAUCAAAGCGAAAAACAAGAAACUGUUAAAAAGAAACGCGAAACUUGAAGAACAACUGAAAACGUUUAUGGUCGAGUUUGGGAGAGAUCGCCUCCAAGACAGACAAGAAGCAAGUACUAGAAGCAUUCAAAUACAAACAGACCAGCGUCCUCAAAGAGUCGUCCGCACUCAGUCUGCUGUCCCUCUUCAAAAACCCAACAAUCGGUUCAUCCAAGCAAACGAGGAACAAAACAUCAAGGCUGAUAAGAUGUUGACCAUGCAUACAAACCUGAUGAAGAGAUACCAGAAAGAGCUCAAGACCAACACAGAACAAGUGGAGCAAAUUGCCACCUUAACUCUGGAAGUUGUUGAAUUAAAGAAAAAGCUGGAGGAUGCCAAAAAGAAGAUUGAAGAACUACAAAAAGAAAAAGAAGCAAUUCUACUGCGAACAAAAGCUACAAGAACAAGAGAUCGUGUCACACCAUCGAGGCAAGACUUGCUGGCUGACAUGGCAAAGAUAACAAGAGAACGAGAUAAACUGCUAAAAGAGAAAAACAAUUAUAAAGAUGAACUGAAACUCCUAGACAGGGGAUUUUUUGAAGAAGUUGAAGAUCUAAAGUUCGCUUUACAGCAGUCUGCAAAACUUAACACGGCUUACGAAGUAGCCCUAAGGAAACUCUGCACUCAGUUUGGGGUUCCUGUGCCAUCACUCGUGGGAUCUGGGAAGAAGAGGCACAAACAUAGAGAGCGCCAACGAGAAUUUAGAUGACAUGGCAAGAAAAAAUUGAUAUAUUUUAGUCAGAAAAACGUCGAUUUCUGUAAUUUGGGCGAUGAAUGUAAAGCAAUGGAAAUACAAGUAAAUUUGUUUUCAUUUCUCAUUGUGUUGGACUUUAGAAUGCCCUGUUCUCUAAAAGAACUUUAAAUCUAAAUUUCUAAAGAACGAGGUAUUUACACAAAAUCAAAUUAUGCGGCAGGGUAUUCUGAAGUUUAGCUGAAUUGAGAGUGUAAAUGUAUAAUAUGCCAAA
Molecule: messenger RNA, 1179 nt
Organism: Nematostella vectensis (starlet sea anemone)
Lineage: Eukaryota; Metazoa; Cnidaria; Anthozoa; Actiniaria; Edwardsiidae
Product: centrosomal protein of 290 kDa
Exons: 8
Coding region: 123-923 (266 amino acids)
Source: RefSeq, a predicted model, not a curated record